AUGGCUCAAGGUAAUAAUAUAACUGAUCCUGACUAUAUGAUUGCCUUUUAUGAUUUUCAUGACAAUUAUGCACAAUUGGAUCAAUUAUUUACAAAUCAUUAUAUUCGUUUUCGUCAACAAAAUGACUGUUUACAAUUUGUCUAUCAACACAACCAAUUAGAUAAAAUAGCUCUUUUUUUACCUGGUAAUAUUGCUGACGAUAUUAUACGAUAUACAGGACAUUUACAAUAUGUCUCAUAUUAUAUAUAUUGUGCAAACAAGCAACUGCUGAAUAACUUGCAACAAUUAUAUCGAUCUCAAACUAUAUAUAAAGUUUUUAGCGAAGAACGUUUACGUAUUCAAUUACGUCUAGUUUACGCAUUGUUUUGUUUGGAGAAAGAGGAAAUCCAUCGACAUCAAGAUGAUGACGAAUUGGGGGAUCUUAGUUUAUUAUCAGCAAUAGAAAACUAUAGUGCAGCGAGAGAGGAUUUAACGACACAUAUGACUGUCCAAAUGGGUCAGCAACCAGUAGAAUUUUUGUAA
Didymodactylos carnosus is the source of this 522-nucleotide messenger RNA. Lineage: Eukaryota; Metazoa; Rotifera; Eurotatoria; Philodinida; Philodinidae. The record is from the annotation of a GenBank genome assembly.